AUGGGAGUCACAACCGUAAAGGCAGAUUCUGACUUUAAAUCCUUAAAGCCUCCCUCACUCCCUGGCUGGACAGCGUCACAAGGGGCAGUGAUAUACGAGCAGAUCACCGCCACUGGCCUCACUGUUCGGUAUACAAUGCCAUUCGAUUCGGAACACUUUACUAGCCCCUUCAGCCCGGUGGAAGCCCCUAAGCUGGACGAUGUGCCUGCGGGGAGACGAGGGCCUGCCGACUUUAAAUGGGAGCAGCUCAGAGAUGAAACGUGGCUCGAUAAGUCCAUAGAGUAUGCAAAACAACACCUAGAAGACGAAGACGGGGAUGAAGAAGCAAAUGGCAGAGAAGGCAAACAAAGAAUUAAGAAAAAGAAAACCAAACCUGAUAUAUGA
Nannizzia gypsea CBS 118893 is the source of this 384-nucleotide messenger RNA. RefSeq lists its product as hypothetical. The record is from RefSeq and is a predicted model, not a curated record. The coding region runs from base 1 to 384 and encodes 127 amino acids. The transcript has 4 exons. Lineage: Eukaryota; Fungi; Ascomycota; Eurotiomycetes; Onygenales; Arthrodermataceae.